Molecule: messenger RNA, 1239 nt
Organism: Prorocentrum cordatum
Lineage: Eukaryota; Dinophyceae; Prorocentrales; Prorocentraceae
Source: the annotation of a GenBank genome assembly
AUGGAGCACUGCGGCUGCGAGAGCGACAGCCGACCUGGGCCCAGGGCUUGGGACAUGCUGAGCAGGAUGGUCGGAAACAAGGACAUGAUGGUCAUGGAGGUCGGGGUUAAGACGCCGACGCCAAGGGCAGCGAAUGCCACAGCACGAAACCUCACGGCCGCUCUCCGCCCGCACUCCCACGCGAGUCGCGCUGGAUGUUGCGGCAGCUGCGGCACGCGGCGCAGCCUCAACGGCGCUAGGCUCCUCUUCAGCCGCGACGAGGCGGCCUCGGUCGCGGCAGCUGGAAUGUGGCGCCGGCCACCGCAGGAACGCCGGCCCCUCAGGGUCGGCGGGUAUGGCGGCGACGCCGGGAGGUCGGCCACGGAGGGCUUGCUGCCCACGGCUCCUGACGGCUGUCGCACGGACAGGGACGGACCAUCGCAAGACCUGGCCUGGAACAUCGCCAUCCUGCAGAGGCUCGCGUUGCGCAACCCUCAGGAUUUGAAGCGGCUGGUGCACGCGAUCGCAGUGUUCUGGCUCGUAGCAGCGUCGGCGUUCUUCAAGCACGCCACGGGAAUAAUCAUGAAGGACCUCAGCGCGGAGUUCGGCGAGGAGGCCGGGGAGUGGCAGCGGUCGCUGGAGCUCUUCCUGGAGGUUGGGCGGCGGGACCUGGAGAGCACCUCCGUGGGUCACAACUAUGCGCUGUCCGCGUGCCGGCAGGGCAAGCGCUGGAGGCACGGCUUCGAGAUCAUGAUGGCCAAACGGGACUUCGAGCCAGACUUCCGCCUGAAGCAGGACCUGGAGGCGCAGUCGAGGGGCCUGGAGCGCGCCCCGCUCCCGGAGCCCAGCAGCCGCACUACGCCCUCGCCGGAGGGGACAACGUCUGGCAGCGGAAGCAGCAGCUCCGGGAGCUCCGCGAGCAGGACCGACAAGCGGCGCCAGGAAGAGAGGCGGUUGGAGGAGGAGCGGUUGCGGAGAGAGCAGGAGCAGCAGGAGAAGCGCGAGAAGAGGGAGUUCGACAAGUCCGGGAAGGCCCCAGAGCCGUCCACGUGGGUGGUUAAGAAGGGCCUCCCGGAGGGCGAGGGCGACGACAUGUUCACCCUGAAGGCUGGCACCACCUUGGAGACGAUGAGGAAGGCGGCCGAGGAGAGCACCCCAGCUGCGUGGGCUUCGCCUACUGGCCGAAGGAGAGCGCAAGUGGUUCCCCAAGCGCAGAGACAGCGGCUUCACGCCGUCGACCAAGUUCCGACAGAAGCAUAA